This is a messenger RNA of Heterostelium album PN500, 1089 nucleotides long. RefSeq lists its product as uncharacterized. The record is from RefSeq and is a predicted model, not a curated record. The transcript is spliced from 2 exons. The coding region runs from base 1 to 1089 and encodes 362 amino acids. Lineage: Eukaryota; Evosea; Eumycetozoa; Acytosteliales; Acytosteliaceae.
AUGACAACUACCCCACACAUAAAAGAGAGAAUGAAAAGACAACCAAAUAAACCUUAUACAAAAAAGUCACAGCUAAAACCACCAAACUCUCAGAGAACACAACCGACUGAUGAUGAAGAUCAAGAAAAUUAUACAGACAAGAAUAAAUUCAAAUCAUUGUUGGAUAAAACACCACCGAGAUUACUUCCUACACCCUUACCCACCACCAUUGAUACUAUUGAUAACAUUCCAAUACCUACAACAAUAUCAUCACCAAGAACUCCAAGAACUCCAAGAACAACAUCAUCACCAAGAACACCAAGAACAACAACUACAACAACGACAACAACUACAAGUACAAAUAGCAAUAUAAAUGAACCGACAAACUAUUUAACACCAAGACAGAGUCAAAAUCCAGCUUUUCAAUAUCAAAUAACAAAUUCUCCACCCUCCCGCACUCAAAGUCCACCUAUCAUCCAACAACAUCCUCAACUUCCACAACAUCCUCAACUUCCUCAACAUCCAUUUCCAAUUUCACAUCAACCCUCUUAUCCUAUUGGCAUAACUCAACCCGUCAUCUCACAUCAACAACAACAACAUACACAUCCAUAUCAAGCACCAACAACUCCCCGUCUCACUCCUGUAUGUCAUGAUAUACUGGAAAGAUUAAGAACCAGUAUGAUGAACCCAGAGUUUGGAAUUAUCGAUUAUCUGGAGAUUGGAAAACCAUUGUUCGAUUCAGGAUCCAGGAAACCUAUAGAAAUAAUUCCAAUGCCAGAACGAGUACAAUCGAUUGGCACAGAUGAGACUGAGCUUAUUUUUUCAAAUGGUCGUCUUACCAGACCGAGAGAAUUGAAACCGUUAAUCAGUGAAAACAGAAUAUAUAUAGAAAACCUGUUUAGGAAUCUCUACGCAGCAUCAAUCGAAAAUGAUGUCACCUGGUUUUUGUAUUGGAUACAAAUCGGUCAUGGAGCGCGCAAUCUCAUUUUAUCGAUCAUUCAAUACGAAGAAAAGUGGUUGGAGCAACUAUUGGAAAAAUUCGGUGUCACUUCACAAGAUUUCUCAGAGUUUAGACAAAGAAUGAAAAGAUUCAUAUAUUUAGAUCUAUAA